Molecule: messenger RNA, 1440 nt
Organism: Salvia miltiorrhiza (redroot sage)
Lineage: Eukaryota; Viridiplantae; Streptophyta; Magnoliopsida; Lamiales; Lamiaceae
Product: nuclear polyadenylated RNA-binding protein 3-like
Exons: 5
Coding region: 44-1219 (391 amino acids)
Molecular function (GO): calcium ion binding
Source: RefSeq, a predicted model, not a curated record
UUUCAUAGCUAGAGAGGAGAGAGAGAUACAUACAGAGAGAGAGAUGGAUGAAGUGAGAAAAGUUGCGAAGGCAUACUACGACGGAGCAGCAGGAGCCGAGAAAGAGCUAGCUCGGAAACUUUUCCGAUCACUCGACACAAACGGCGACGGGAAAGUGAGCCUGCGCGAGUACAAGAAGGCGAUGCAGUUGCAGCACUCGUCUUUCUCCGGCAACGACAUCUUCAAGGAGCUUGACGCCAACUGCGAUGGAACCCUCGAUUAUGACGAGGUCUUGGCCCUUUAUUACAUGGACAAAGUUUCCGUGCCGAGGUGCAGAGCUUGCAAAUCUCUGCUCCUACAUUCGUAUUUCUCGUGCUUGCUGUGCCAGGCCGACGCCUCCUACUACCUCUGCUGCGACUGCUACGGCGGAGGGAAGUUCAAACACCGUCACUCUGCCAACAAGUUCGUGGAUACGAGAGCCAUGCUCAAGCUGCUCGAUCAAAUCUUGAAGCAGUCGCAGGUUAUUAGUCAGGCGCGGGAAAGUGAUGAUGAUCAGUUCGAUCUCCUGCAGGACGCUGAAGAUGUCGACGAUCAGAAGCUGACGAGCACAAUGACUCAAGUUAUGACGUUCGAAGAAGAAUUGGAAGAGGAGGAGGAGAAGGGAGUCGAAGAAGAUAAUAAUUAUGAUGAGGAUGAAGAUGAAGCCAAAGAAGAUAAGGAAGAGGAGGAUGGAGCCGAAGAUGACGAAGAAAAUGGUGUUGGAGAAGAUAAUAAUUAUGAGGAGGGGGAGGAGGAGAAAGAUGAAGCCAGAGAAAAUGAGGAGGAGGAUAGAGCCGAAACUGACGAAAAGGAUGAGGAGGACGAUGAAAAUGAUGAAGAAGAGGAAGAUGAAGAGGAAGAGGAAGAUGAAGAUGAUGAAGAAGAGGAAGAUGAAGAUGAAGUGGACAAAUGGGACAAUGCUAACCUCAUGGACAGGAAGGCCGUCAAGAAAAAGGGUCAACUACGAUCAGAAAAGUCAAAUCGAUCUCAAAAGGUGUACUCUCAAACACAACUCAAAACAGUCGAAUCGAUCUCAAAUGUUGCAGGACAGCAAUCAAAGCAUCAGCGUCAACGUAAAAGGGAUAAAAUUGUGAAAAUUGCGCAAACUCUUGACUCAAUAAAUACGGCAGUCUCUCUUGGAAGCGCUGUAGUAAGCGUCGGAGCCAUAGCAGUUGCUACUUCAGCCUGUUGCAUCAUGUAGUUUUUGGCUUUAGUACUAAUUAAAAUUUUCUGUUUAAGAGAUUGCAUGCAUGCCCGUUUAAUUUGAUUUUAUGAACGCAUCACUUUAUUCAUGAAUUUGUAUGUAAUAUUUCUAGAUAUUCGUGUGCUUAAGUUUCACAUAUGUAUUUUGUAUUAAUUUGUUCAAAGUAAUUGGAAUAAUGAGUUUAGAUCUCAUGUGAUACAUUUGUAAUUUCAAAGUGA